CUGAAGUUCUCAGUUCUGGCUUUUUUGCGAGCUGAGGCUUAUCAUUUGUCGUCGGAAAUACUUAUUUGCAGCUGUGAGACACUGCCGAUCAGUCCUGCGCGCGCUCGUUUAAGACCUGUAGACCAGCAUCACAAUGAGGCACUGCUACCUGCUCUCAGUGCUCUGGUGCGGCCUGCUGCUGCGAUGGACGCACGCCUGCACCACGGUCGUGGUCAAUUCAACGGAUGGUGGCACAGUGAUCGGACGCACGAUGGAGCUCGGGAUUCCGCUGCCGGACCGCGCCUCGAACGAGAUCUGGUCGCUCGUGGCAAGUCAGCGCGACGAAAAGCGAUUCGGCUACGCGGCCAUCUCGGCAGCGCUCGGCGGCGCCACGUCCGACGCCUUCGUCGUCGAAGGCAUGAACGAGAAAGGCUUUACGGUGAGUGUCCAGACGCUGCAGCAGUCGGUCUACGAGAACCACACGACGCCCGCGCCGCAACCAGUUACGUUCGACAGGGUGGCGGCGUAUUUACUGCAGCGCUGCGCGUCCGUGGCUGACGUCGCAGCGGCGCUGCGUGCCAUUAUCGUGGUAGACAAUCCGCUCUUCGCAAAGCUCUUCGGGCGCUGCCACUGGUCCGUGGCCGACGCGAGCGGCACGAGCGCCGUGAUUGAGUAUCUUGACGGCCGCCUCUCGAUGCACGACAACAGUCGCAUCGGCGUCAUGACGAACGACCCGCAUUACGAGUGGCAUCUUCACAACCUGAACGGAUACGCCGCGUAUCCUACGACGAGGAACCAAGCGCCGUGGGGUCUCACAUCGGUCGAGACGGCCGUAGGAACUGUUCCCGGCGGUCCUCCGGGCCACGGCUUGAACACGCGAGGCCUUCCGGGCGGAACGACACCACCGGAUCGAUUCGUGAAGAUGUUCCUGCUCCGCGAGAUGGCUCAAGCUCACGCCCCAGCCGCGAGCGUCGACGACGCCAUCGUCGUCGCCCAGGGGCUCCUGAACACGGUUCACCUCGUUAGAGGCACCAUCGCCUCGCUGGGAGGAUUGGAUGGGCUCGAAUGGACGAACUGGGCCGUCGUGAAGAUCCCCGCGCAACGACGAUUUUUGUUGAGAACGUACUCGGACCAUGCCUGGCGCGACGUCGAUCUCUCGAAGAUCGACUUUGCGAAGGCGCACGCGCCGCGGCCACUCUACGACGGGCUCGGAACCCAUCGCAGUUUCCUGCCGCCGGCACUCGUAACACAGUAA
Molecule: messenger RNA, 1234 nt
Organism: Pelagomonas calceolata
Lineage: Eukaryota; Pelagophyceae; Pelagomonadales; Pelagomonadaceae
Source: the annotation of a GenBank genome assembly